AUGUUUUCGAUACCUGUAGAGAUAUUUCGACAAGUUUUUGAACAUUUUUUAAAAGACAAACAUUCAUUAUUCUCUUGCCUUUUAGUCAAUAAAACAUGGUGUGAGAUAAUAGUAUCUAUUUUAUGGAGUGAGCCUUUUCAGGUUAUAAAAGGACCAUCAGCAACAUUAAUAACGACAUAUCUUUCUUGUUUAAAUGUAAAUGAGAGGGAAAUAUUAAUCAAAUCAGGAAUCGAUCUAAGCAAUUUAUUCAAAAGAAAACCAAGUUUUGAAUACGCGUCAUUUUUGAGACAUCUUAAAUAUGUGGAUUUUUAUGAAUCAUCAUCAGCGUGGUUGCCAGAUUCAAAUAAGGAUUCAACGAAAAUCUUUACAGUAACAAGAGAAUUAUGUAAAUUGUUUAUCAAAUGUUCAAAAAUACUUAGCCUUAAUAUUAAUUUAGAAUUACUUCCUCACCCACCAGACAAUGCAGAUUAUAUGUUAAUACCAUGUUUUCCUAAUGCAGAAACAAGUUUAUUACAACUACAAGAAUUUAACUGUUGUGGAACAUACGAUAAGAAAGAAAUUUUCAUAGCGUUAUCACAACUUUGUAGAAAUCUAACAAGUUUAAGCAUAGAUUAUUAUUUAGAUGAUAUUAUAAAAACGUCAGCUCCAACGAAAUUAGCGCAAUUAAUUAAAAGUCAACAAUCAUUACAAAAAUUUAAAAUUCAAACAUAUUACAGAUCUUUAUCAAAAAUUAUACCAGCGUUAGAAAGUCAACAAAAAACUCUCAGGGAAAUAGAAUUUCGUGGUAUUAAUUUUGAAGAUGAAGUAACGUUCGCACCUCUCAUAGCUUGUAAAAAUUUAGAAUCCUUAAUAUUUUUGAAAUGUGAUAAUGUCAAAAACGAAGCAACAAAACCAUUGGAAACAGCACACUUUCCAAAAUUAAAAAAAUUGAUAUUUCAUGUGGAUCAUAAUCCUCCAUUAACAUUAACAUCAUUCAUAUUCAACAAUAAUGAUACAUUGCAAGAAAUUUCAUUGGGAUGGCCACCGAUUUAUGAUUCACAAGAAGAUCCAAAAAUAAUCGAAACGAUUAUUCAGUAUUGUCACAAUUUAAUUAUAUUUGAUGCUCAUUUACAAAUUCAUCAAUUAAAAUCAUUAUUAAUUUCUUGUAAUAAGUUGGAAAAAUUAAUAGUACAUGGUCGAGAACCUUUAAAUGCUAAUGAAUUCUUAAUCGAUAUUGGGCAAAUGAUCCCUGAAAAUCUAAGGAAGCUUACUGUUAAUGCAAUAUGGUCUUUUACUCCUAACACUUUAAAAGAGUUUUUAGAUUGUUGUAUUGCACCUUUAGAAGAUUUGGGUUUUCCUGAUUGUUAUGCUAUUAAUGAUAAUCAUUUAAUUAUUUUCACUGAAUAUGCUAAGGAAAAAGGUACACUGAAGAAUUUAAAUAUUAAAAUAUCUCAAAUUACCAGAGAAGCUUUCGAGGUUGCUAAAUUUAGUAUUGAAAAUAUUGUACAUUGUGGUAGUUUUUAA
Funneliformis caledonium is the source of this 1503-nucleotide messenger RNA. NCBI's taxonomy places the organism in Eukaryota, Fungi, Glomeromycota, Glomeromycetes, Glomerales, Glomeraceae. The record is from the annotation of a GenBank genome assembly.